Molecule: messenger RNA, 1347 nt
Organism: Carya illinoinensis
Lineage: Eukaryota; Viridiplantae; Streptophyta; Magnoliopsida; Fagales; Juglandaceae
Product: probable E3 ubiquitin-protein ligase RHY1A
Exons: 3
Coding region: 275-1111 (278 amino acids)
Source: RefSeq, a predicted model, not a curated record
UUAUCAAUAUUUUAUCCGACCAUAUUUUUUUUCUCCUCUCUUAACCUCCAUAAAAUUGCGUUUUCUUGACGAAUCUUCAAACUUCCCUUACGGUGCGUUUCUUCGAAGCUCUCGACUUCAACUUCGCUCGCAAAUUCUCCUCUGUUUUCUCUCUCCCGCAUUUCUCCGAAUCUUUCAGUGACUUUCCUAUCUUCCUCCAUUACUAUUUAUUCUUAAACUUGCCUUUUGCUUCUUGAUAAAUCGGGUCGUAGAGGUGAGAGAGUCGGGUUAGUGCAUGACGAGCGCAUCGGAGCUAUUCUACACCCGAAGGUCUCGCCUGGGCCGGAGCGACCAGGAUCUAGGGUUCGAUCGAAUUUCUCCUUACAUCCGCCGCCAUCAUAGCGAUCUUCACGGCCAUCAGCCCCACCACUAUCAUCGCCGUGAUUUGGACGGCUGCAACCCUCCCCGGCGAUCCCCGCAUGUGUCGCAUCACGUGGAGCGUGCAUCAGUUCGAUCUGACAGAAGUACGAGUCAGUUUGUUGCAAGCAACAAUUCUAACACAGAAAAUUCAAGCAGCAGAAGUAGACCGAGGUUAACUGAGAAUGACAGGCUUCCUGGGGCUGUGCUGCUUGCAAGGGAAAGGCUUCUGCAGAGGUUGAGAAGGGAGCCUCUUUCUGGAAACAGGGAAAACAGCAGACCUCCGUCUUACAUUGACCGUAUUCAAAUGAUGUUUGAAGAUGAUAUAAGAGGCCUGGUCGAUGUUGGUGACUUGGGGAAUCGAACCUCAACAGGUCAGUCAGUUGGAAGCUCAACCAUUACCGACCUGAGCUCCCGAAUUGAAAGGCUGCAAUUAUUGCAAGAACCAAAGAAGAAGCCGCCUGGUCUUACUCAAGAGGCUCUGGACUGUUUGCGCGUGGAAGUUUAUAGCAGCACAGUUGAAGGGGAGGUGUCAAGAGGUUCACAGGAUUGUAGUAUAUGUCUGGAGACUUUCUCAGAGGGAGACGAGCUGAUACACUUGCCCUGUGGGCAUAAAUUCCACUCUGCAUGUUUGGAUCCCUGGGCUCGAACCUGUGGGGACUGUCCGUAUUGCCGUCGAGAUAUAGUCAUAACUAGUCACAGAAAUAAAAUAUAGUCAUAACUAGACAUAGAGAGGGGGAAAAAAAAAAGGACGUAAACUUUACACGUGUUUUAUAGCCUUGAUUUCUUUUACUGUUGAAAGUUUUGGGUCCCUACUGCUUUAUAUAGUUGCCUUAAAAAAAGUUGUAUAUAUGUAAUCGUUGUGUCUAUUGUUUUGUUGUACACCUGGAAAGUUUUGAACACAUAUUUUAGAUCCCUACUCGAGUGAGAAAUUUUUUUCAUUCCCUUGAA